CUUUCAACCGUUCAACUUCAUUCCGAUCCUUCUUAACGCUUACUCACGUCUACGCGUACACAAACAAAUACCACCAUUCCCUUUCCACCGGAUCGCCCUUCCUUCCACCUUAUACCUACAUAGGUAUCUAGAGUCUAUCGUUAUCCCCAGUUCGAAAUGAGCGCAUCCUCUAAAGCUGCCCAGAGGGCAGUGAUCAUAAACCCUUUUGCCGGGAGGACGGCGGCUCGGCCCGGCCUUUCUCUUCCAUCAGCUUAUCUCGGACGCCAAAACCGUCAAUUACCCUCAGAUCUUAUGGCGCGAGCCCUUCUAAUCCCCAUUCGAAGCAUAUCAACCGAACGGCAUUCAGUUGGCCCGCAUAAUGGCCCACCUCCUGGAUUCAACGCAGAGCUAGCUAAGAAACCGCUCCCAAAAACAGAGACGUCGACGAAGAAAGCCUCCGACGCGAAGACAGAGCCCGUCAAGGACGUCGGCGCAGCAAAGACGACACAACCUUCUGCUACUGAGGCUAAGACCUUGACCGAGUUGGCAGCGAAGAAGAAUGCGGAGGUUGAAAAACAAGAGGAGAAGCAGGAGAAAAAGCUGACUCUGGGACAAAAGAUCAAGCAUGAACUCCAGCAUUACUGGGAUGGCACGAAGCUUCUGGCCACUGAAGUGAAGAUCAGCAGCAAACUGGCGCUGAAAAUGGCCGCCGGCUACGAACUCACCCGACGAGAGAACCGACAACUUCAGCGGACAGUUCAGGACCUUGGCCGUCUGGUGCCAUUCUCGGUCUUCGUCAUCGUUCCUUUUGCUGAGGCCCUUCUGCCUAUCGCCCUAAAGCUAUUCCCUAACAUGCUUCCAAGCACGUACGAAGCUCAACAAUCCAAAGACAAGAAAGCCGCGACAUUGCGAGCAACCCGUAAGGAGGUCAGUUCCUUCCUUCGCGACACUAUGAAAGAGACCGGGCUGCCUCUGUCGCCUAGUACGACACAGAAGGAGGAGUUCGCUACGUUCUUCCGAAAAUUGCGCGCUACUGGAGAGCAGCCAAGCACGGACGACGUCAUCAAAGUCUGCAAGGCUUUUAGGGAUGACUUGACUCUCGACAAUUUGUCGAGACCACAGUUGGUGUCUAUGUGCCGUUAUAUGAAUCUGAACACGUUCGGCACGGAUAUCAUGCUCCGGUAUCAGAUCCGUCACAGAAUGCGACAAAUCAAGAGGGAUGACAAGGCGAUUAGCUUCGAGGGCGUUGACAGCCUUAACGUCUCUGAGCUGCAGACAGCAUGUGCUAGCCGAGGUAUCAAGACGCACACAGUAUCUCCUGCUAGGCUACGGGAGGACCUCCAAUCCUGGUUGGACCUACGGUUGAAGCAUGGCGUUCCUUCAACGCUGCUCGUGCUAAGCAACGCUUACAUGUACGGCCAAAAGACUGAGGGCGGGUUCCACAGCCAGAUCGAGGCUUUGACCGGUGUGCUGUCGUCUAUUCCUGAAGAGCUCUACCACGAGAUCGAACUUGAGGUGCACAACGCCGAGGGUGCGGCGACCAACAAGCAGCGACUCGAGGUUCUGAAGGAACAGCAGGAUCUGAUCGAGGAAGAGAACGAGCAGAACCAGGAGAACCAGGACACCGGUCUCGCCACACCUAAGGAUGUGGACGACAUUGAUGAGAAGGAUGACCGGGCUGCUUUAGCCGCCGCGGAGCAGGGCCUCGAAAAGGAGGUGGUGGGCGAGGCUGUCGACGCCGAGGCCGACCAGCUCCAGGCCAAGGACUCACAACAGGAAGAGAAGAAGGUCGAAGAGGCGAAGAAAAACGAGAGCUAAAUUCGCUCGCCGACUAAGCCUAUCACAAGUACCUACGAGACUAAGCUAGAGGAGCGGCUAGCAAAAAAAAAACCAAGGUGUACGGAACGAACACAAACAUCACAUCACCAACUAUUUACCGCAUCGCUUCUCUUUUGUUUAAAGAAAAAAAAACUUAACUUACCUACAUGUAACAGCCAUGUAUUAUUCCCAAUUGGCAACACGAGGCCUAGAUUGCCAGUGUAUCACAAAGCGAUUAAGAGGGGUGUUUGUCGGAUGGGGGGAGUAGCGGUUUACAACAUUACAAAUUCCCUUUGCCUUAUUCUUAUUGGAAGCGGGAAUGGGCGGGAAUAGGUAGGGGGAAGGGGGCG
This is a messenger RNA of Annulohypoxylon truncatum, 2147 nucleotides long. RefSeq names its product LETM1-domain-containing protein. Gene Ontology annotation, molecular function: ribosome binding. The coding region runs from base 157 to 1797 and encodes 546 amino acids. The record is from RefSeq and is a predicted model, not a curated record. Gene Ontology annotation, cellular component: mitochondrial inner membrane. The transcript has a single exon. NCBI's taxonomy places the organism in Eukaryota, Fungi, Ascomycota, Sordariomycetes, Xylariales, Hypoxylaceae. Gene Ontology annotation, biological process: intracellular monoatomic cation homeostasis.